Molecule: messenger RNA, 2010 nt
Organism: Stylonychia lemnae
Lineage: Eukaryota; Ciliophora; Spirotrichea; Sporadotrichida; Oxytrichidae
Source: the annotation of a GenBank genome assembly
AUGGUGAUAUAGGAAUAUGAAGCAGCCUAAAAAGAAUUAGAUGACUAUGAAAAAUAAUCUGAUGAUUUAGAGCAAAGCUGUGACAGAUUAUAAUCUAAAAUACUUUUCUCGACGAAAAAUUAGUCUGAUUCUUCUAAAGACUUCGAGUCACUAAGUUUAAACCCAGAUUAAAAAAGUAGAAGAUAAAAAAUUGAUGAAAUUAUUUACUCUCAAAUCAAGUCAAUGUGUAAUGAUCCAUUUAACAAAGAGGAUUUAAUAAUUAGGGAUAGCUACACGUAAUUCAAAAUCGACUAUUUCGCCAAAUUUCUUUUCUAUCACAUUUUGUAUUUUCUGGUGCUAGGCCCUUUUACUUAUUUUAUCUUAAGAAUAUUUGAGACAAAAUAGCUUCUAAUUAAUAUGGGAUUUUAUGGACUCUCAAGAUCUAAUUUAAUGCAAACUAUAUAAUGGUUGACCUUGAUAAUACCUAUGUAUUUGCACAUAUUUCAAAAUGAGAGGGGGUAGCUUUCCAAAGCUAUGCUAAUUGUUGCACUUGUUUAAAUAUUUUUAAGAUCUAUGAUAGUGGCUGUAAGAUACGCUACAACUGUUUCUUCAACACUUAAAAUAUAAUAGGAUAGAAUUCUUACAAGAAAUGAAUUAGAAUCUGAAUGGAUCUCAACAGGUUGGAUGGAUAUUAAGCCAGAUCUAUUAGAUAAAGAGAUCAAAUGCUGUAUGAUUAGAAAUGAGGUAGAAAAUGUAUUUUUUAAGAUCAAAUUUUUUACUAAGAUCAACAAUGAUGCUAAAAAAAAGCUUCUUGAUUAUAAUUUUGUCAGAGAAAGGACUUAUGAUGUAAAAAAAGAAAGACAAAUGUAUCAGUAAAAUCUAAAAUUAUUUAUACAAGAAUCAAAUAAGCAAACUCUAAAAUCAAGUAAUAGAUCAGAAUAGCAUAUAGUAUAAGUAGAAAAUGAGAUGAGUAUUCGUUUGACCUAACUAGAAGCUCCAAAUAAGUAGGAUUUAUAUACUUAAUAUCCAGGGAGAUUAGUGUUCAGAGAAAUGUUUUUGAAAAUAAAACAUUUCGUUACUCCUUACUCAAUAAUUCACUUUAUUCCUGUACGUUUCCUUCAUAGUAUUCUUCCACUUAUGAUUGAGUUACAAGAAGAUUAUACAGCAGAAAAUGUAGACAAGAUAAAUUAAAAGUACCUCGAUUAUUCAUUCUGGGUUCAUAAUGUCCUAUUGCUAUUUUUCAAUACCUACAUGUGGUCCUUGAAUAUAUAUUUUCUGGCAAUGGGAAAUUAAGAUAUGAAAAGAAGACUUGUAGCUAUGCACCAAUGUGAGGCUAAUCUUGAACCUAACAGAUAUAAAAUAAAGGAAAGAUUUAGGAACUUUACUCUCAUCAAUUAUUUUGAUGCCAAAUCACUACUUUCCUGGAUGGACAUGAGAAUGAUGUAUCUAGAUUUGGGGUAGAGAUUCUUUAUUAGAUUUAAAGCAUUCGCUACGAUUUAUCUUAUUUUUUAUUCUUUAGUUGGAGGUCUAUUCCUAGCCUGGUAUUUCGUUUUACAUGAAUAGCACAAUAUUUAAUAAUCUUUGAUUCUUACAGUUGGCUUAGACUUGAUAGUGGUAUUUAUCUUUCUGUAUGAGCUUUUCAAUGUUGGAUCUAAAAUAAAUGAUAUCUCAAAUAAUCAUCUCCUAAGAUUGAGUGAAAUUAAGAGCAUAAUGCAAAGAAUUUUGCAAGAGUGGGAUUAUUCAAUCAACUCAUAGGAAACAAAAGAAGCGCUUUUAAAUAAUACCUACAGAGAUGCCUUUUUAUACUUCUAAUACAAGAUUGAGGAUGUUGGAGAAAAAUGGGGUAAGAGAAUGAUUAAACAAUCAAUGAAUGCUAUUGAUACUAUCUAAGAGCGUCUUUAAAAAGAAAUUGAGUUUAACCCAAUUACCAUUCUGGGAAUACCUUUGACCAUGACAAUCAUGAAUGUAAUCAGAACAUCCUUCAUUUCUUUGAUAUUUGCUAUGAUCAAUUUUAAAUUAAAAAUUAUCUGA